Micropterus dolomieu (smallmouth bass) is the source of this 1402-nucleotide messenger RNA. It is a transcript of the gene ankrd16, whose product is annotated as ankyrin repeat domain 16. Lineage: Eukaryota; Metazoa; Chordata; Actinopteri; Centrarchiformes; Centrarchidae. Bases 139 to 1254 code for a protein of 371 amino acids. The record is from RefSeq and is a predicted model, not a curated record. The transcript is spliced from 7 exons. Gene Ontology annotation, molecular function: protein binding.
UUCCGCUACUCUGCGUAGUAAACACUUCUCUCCAGCAAGUCUUCAAGCAGUUGAACUUAGAACUGAGUUAAAGUAGUUUUUCAUUUUUGCCCCUAGGUUACUUUGUGUUCAUGCAGCAGUCUUUCACCUCCACCCAGCAUGGAGGAGAACACUUUAAAGCUGCUGGUGAAGCUCACUCAGGAGGGACAGUUAAGCUCUCUGGAGGAACGGAUAUCCUCGGGCGGCUCGGCGGCGGUACAAACCAUCCGGAGCAAACACUUCGGUCGGUCAGGAGACACCCUGCUGCACUACGCGGCCCGGCAGGGACACCUGGACAUUGUGCAGUAUCUAAUAAAGCGGGUAGGCAUGGAUGUGGAGACGUACAAUAACGACUACAAGAGGCCGCUGCACGAAGCUGCGUCCAUGAGCCACCUGGCAUGUGUCAGCUACCUGCUGCAGGAGGGAGCCAAGGUGGACAGUCUGAAGAAGGCGGACUGGACUCCACUGAUGAUGGCCUGCACUCGGAGAAACCUCAACGUGAUCCAGGAGCUGCUGCACCAUGGCGCUGACCCUGCACUGAGAAACAAGGACGGCUGGAACUCGUUCCACAUCGCCUGCAGGGAGGGCGAUCCUCUGGUCGUACAGCACCUGCUCCUCGUCACGCUGGACGUCUGGAGGACGGAGAGCAAGACGCGCAGGACACCACUGCACACUGCAGCAAUGCACGGCUGUGAGGAGAUUGUUAGGAUCUUGCUGGAGAGAUGUGGCUACACCCCAGACUGCGCUGACAGUUGUGGAGUCACUCCUUUCAUGGACGCCGUCAGGAACGGACACCUUUCUGUGGCCAGGCUGCUUUUAGAGAAGCACCAGGCGUCUCCACAAGCAACCGACAUGCUUGGGACUCAGCCGGUGCACCAGGUUGCUGUUACUGGCCAGGAGGAGGCGCUGUGGUUCCUGGUGCGGGACCUAAAUGUAGACGUGAACCAGAAGGCGACAGAUAUGCAGCUCACUGCUCUGCAUUACGCUGCAAAGGAGGGCCACACGUCCACUAUAAAAACACUUCUUGAGCUGGGGGCAGAUCUUUAUGUUCGGGACAAAAAGGGAAGAACUGCUCUUCAUAUGGCCUGCAUUGGACAGCAUGCAGAUGUGGCCAGGAUACUCCUGCAGCUUGGACUCAAAGACUCAGAGGAUGCGUCUGGCACAACAGCACGGCAGCUUGCCAAGAAACCAGACAUAGUGCGAGUGUUUCAAUGUGGCGUACCAGACACAUCAUAAAUGAUACCACAGUGGUAAAGAACACAGAUUUGCAGUAUGAUCUGUAUAUUUAAUUUAUGUUAAAAAAAACAACCUGAAAAUGUGAUUUAUGUGAUAGAAGUUAAUCAGUUAAUUUAGACUGUGAGGAUUACAAUAAAUCUUAACGUGA